Didymosphaeria variabile is the source of this 2235-nucleotide messenger RNA. RefSeq names its product origin recognition complex subunit 4 (gene ORC4). The transcript is spliced from 3 exons. NCBI's taxonomy places the organism in Eukaryota, Fungi, Ascomycota, Dothideomycetes, Pleosporales, Didymosphaeriaceae. Gene Ontology annotation, cellular component: nucleus; nuclear origin of replication recognition complex. The coding region runs from base 1 to 2235 and encodes 744 amino acids. Gene Ontology annotation, biological process: DNA replication; DNA replication initiation. Gene Ontology annotation, molecular function: DNA replication origin binding. The record is from RefSeq and is a predicted model, not a curated record.
AUGGCUGAUACCCCGAGAGCCUCUAAAAGGAGGAAGCUCGAUACGGCCACUCGUAAUGCGCCCAGUCCGCUCGCGAAACCUUCGACUGUGCGGGAAUCUACGCGGCCGACCUCCCGAACGGCUUAUAAAGCGGAUGGCUCACCUAAGGAGCAAGACAUACCGUUGAAGAACGCUUCGAAGCCGUUGUUGAGAAAAGUCCAUGGCACAGUACGCCAACGGGAAGCGGGCGAGGAUGCUGAUGUAUGGGACGAUAUAGAGGGCGCAUUGGGCGAGAGUCCGACCAAGCGAUUGCCACCAAGGUCGUUGCCAUCCACGAAGAAGCGAGUGACUAGGAAUACGGCGGUGGCAGACGCUACGAACGAGAGGACCAGCACCGACGAGCUACCAAAGGCGACACCGAGCAGAAGGAAAGGGAAGGCUACAUUCAAUGAGUACCAGGGUGAUCUCGCUGAAGAAGUUACAACACCCGCGCGACGCGCAUCUGCACGAGCUGCCCCAAUCAGUUUGAGGCGCACGCCGAAAGACAGCGAAGCAGCGAAUGGUGUCAGCACCAAGCCAGGGUCGCUCCGAAAACCACUCAGCAGUGCGAAAGCGGAACGGAAGUUCGAGUUUGAAGAUACUAUGCUCGUGUCAACAUCUUCUUCCCGGCACAAGCGAGCACGACAGCUACGCUUUCGAGACAACGAUACAAUUCCAGAGACGGAUGAUGAGCCUGAAAAGAAUGGUAUAUCUGCUCCUCGAAUUGCAAGUGCAAGGCGACAAAUACUACGACCAGACAACGUGAUCACCCAAAGCGAGGAAGCCGGAGAUGCUGACGAGGAUGAGGACAUAAUGAGUGUGGACGGCAACAGCGUUUUGGAGAGUGUUCUCGAUCCUACUGAACCGAGUCCUUUCAAUAAGCCUUCUUCUGCCCAAAAACAGAAACCAGAUGUUCCUCUACUAUCGGGUUUCAUCGAAACUGGACGCGAGCUUGAUCUUCUCAAGAACAUUAUACUGGAACGCAUCUCCGGCAAACGACCUGUGCCUCUGGUUGGACUCGAUGAUGCAUAUAAGUCUGUCCACCAGCUCAUCGAGAACACAGUCACCGCCGGCGAAGGCAACUCGAUGCUUCUGAUCGGAACACGGGGCAGUGGAAAGACAGCACUCGUGAACAAGGCACUUAUAGAGGUGUCCAAGGACAACAGCCACGAUUAUCACGUGGUUCGUCUCAACGGCUUUAUACAUACAGACGAUAAGAUUGCUCUACGUGAGAUCUGGCGCCAGCUCGGCAAAGAGAUGGAACUUGAGGAAGAAAGUGGAGGGGUAGGUAAAAGUUAUGCCGACGCUUUACAGACUUUGCUCGCUUUACUAUCCCACCCUUCUGAGCACACAGGAGAGUACACAGAAAAAGUCGCAAAUGCAGUGGUUUUCGUGAUGGACGAGUUCGACUUGUUUGCUCAACACCCCCGACAAACGCUUCUGUACAAUCUCUUCGACAUUGCUCAGUCCCGCAAAGCUCCAAUUGCUGUUCUGGGUCUUACCACGCACAUUGAUGUAGCCAACAGCCUGGAAAAGCGCGUCAAGAGUCGCUUCAGCCAUCGCUACGUGCACAUCUCCUUGGCAAAGACCUUCACCGCUUUCCAAGAGAUAUGCAAGGCCAAUUUGCUGGUCCAGCCGGAGUUCCUUAGUGUCGAAGAGCGAGGCGUUCUCGAGUCUGCCGUCAAGAAGAAGGCUAGCAAGCAAGCAAAGAAGAGUGCAACGGAGAACGUCUUGUCGCAGUGGAACUCUAAUAUCAACACCCUUUUUUCCUCCAAAGCAUUCCUUACAACUCACUUGGCCCGAUUGUUCUACCGCUCAAAGUCGGUCCCAACAACCUUGACCACCUUUCUCCUCCCCACCGCUAACCUCACGACCUCCCUUUCGGUCCCAUUGGAUAUUAUCCAUGACAGCGAUACAUGCAACUUUCACAUGGCUUACGAUGAAUACGUGACACUCGCCAGCAAAGCACGCAUCCAGAGUGCGGCAGGCGGUAACAGUGCAAGUGGCGGCGUGAGUAAGGUGUGGGGCAAGGAGGUAGCGCGACGAGAAUGGGAAGGUCUGCUCGAAUUGGAACUGGUGAUGCCGGCUGUGGGCGGCGGACUGACGGGAGGCUUCAGCAUGGUGAAGUGCGAUGUUAGCCUUGAGGAGGUAGGGGCGGUCUUAGCAGGGGAGAAGGGCAUUGAGAAGGGAUUGGAGAGGUGGUGUAGGCAGAUCUAA